CUCAGCGCGGGUCACGAGAAAAAACACCGGUAGGCUGCGGGCCAUGGCUAACGUCUCCAAGAAAGUGUCUUGGUCCGGCCGCGACCAGGAUGACGAUGAGGCGGCGCCGCUGUUGCGGAGGGCGGCACGGCCUGGGGCGUCGGCGGAGGAGGGCACGCCGCUGCUGAACGGGGCCGGGCCUGCGGCUGCCCGCCCGUUACCUCAUUCGGCAUCUUUCCAGAUUGGACAGAUGAGCAACAUGGAGCUCGACGAUGAGCUUCUGAACCCAGAGGUGGACCCCUCUCACCCUUUCCCCAAGGAGAUCCCACACAACGAGAAGCUCCUGUCCCUCAAAUAUGAGAGCUUGGACUAUGACAACAGUGAGAACCAGCUGUUCCUGGAGGAGGAGAGGCGCAUCAACCACAUGGCCUUCCGGACAGUGGAGAUCAAGCGCUGGGUCAUUUGCGCCAUGAUAGGGAUCCUCACGGGGCUCGUGGCCUGCUUCAUCGACAUCAUGGUGGAGAACUUGGCUGGCCUGAAAUACAAGGUUGUCAAGGACAAUAUCGACAAAUUCACAGAGAAAGGGGGGCUGUCCUUCUCCCUCCUGCUGUGGGCCACGCUGAACUCGGCGUUCGUGCUGGUUGGCUCUGUGAUUGUUGCCUUCAUAGAGCCAGUCGCUGCUGGCAGCGGGAUUCCCCAAAUCAAGUGCUUCCUCAAUGGAGUGAAGAUCCCCCAUGUAGUCCGGCUCAAGACCCUGGUGAUCAAAGUGUCUGGUGUGAUCCUAUCCGUGGUGGGAGGACUGGCCGUGGGAAAGGAGGGGCCAAUGAUUCACUCAGGCUCCGUGAUUGCAGCUGGGAUUUCCCAGGGGAGGUCAACGUCGCUGAAGAGAGAUUUCAAGAUCUUCGAGUACUUCCGCAGAGAUACGGAGAAGCGGGACUUCGUCUCUGCAGGAGCUGCGGCUGGGGUGUCUGCUGCGUUUGGGGCCCCUGUGGGCGGGGUCCUCUUCAGCUUGGAGGAAGGUGCCUCCUUUUGGAACCAGUUCCUGACGUGGAGAAUUUUCUUUGCUUCCAUGAUUUCCACCUUCACACUGAACUUUGUGUUAAGCAUUUACCAUGGAAACAUCUGGGACCUGUCCAGCCCAGGCCUCAUCAAUUUUGGAAGAUUUGAUACGGAGACGAUGGUGUACACGAUCCAUGAGAUCCCCAUCUUCAUCGCCAUGGGAGUGGUGGGUGGUGUUCUUGGGGCUGUGUUCAAUGCCUUGAAUUACUGGCUGACGAUGUUUCGAAUCAGGUACAUCCACCGGCCCUGCCUCCAGGUGAUUGAGGCCAUGCUGGUGGCCGCCGUCACAGCCACUGUCGCCUUUGUGCUGAUCUACUCAUCCCGGGACUGCCAGCCCCUGCAGGGCAGCUCCGUGUCCUACCCACUCCAGCUCUUCUGUGCAGAUGGCGAGUACAACUCAAUGGCUGCAGCCUUCUUCAACACUCCAGAGAAGAGCGUGGUUGGCCUUUUCCAUGACCCCCCAGGCUCCUACAACCCUGUGACCCUCGGCCUCUUCACCCUCGUCUACUUCUUCCUGGCCUGUUGGACUUACGGGCUGACAGUGUCCGCCGGUGUCUUCAUCCCAUCCCUGCUCAUUGGGGCCGCUUGGGGUCGGCUCUUCGGCAUCUCGCUGUCCUACCUCACCGGGGCCGCAAUCUGGGCAGACCCCGGCAAGUAUGCCCUGAUGGGAGCAGCUGCCCAGCUGGGUGGGAUCGUGAGGAUGACACUGAGCCUGACAGUUAUCAUGAUGGAGGCCACCAGCAACGUGACCUACGGCUUCCCCAUCAUGCUGGUCCUAAUGACCGCCAAGAUCAUAGGAGACAUCUUCAUUGAGGGCCUGUACGACAUGCACAUCCAGCUACAAAGCGUGCCCUUCCUGCACUGGGAAGCCCCGGUGACCUCGCACUCGCUCACCGCCAGGGAGGUAAUGAGUACACCAGUCACCUGCCUACGGAGGAGAGAGAAAGUAGGCGUCAUCGUGGAUGUGCUCAGCAACACGGCGUCCAAUCACAACGGGUUCCCUGUGGUGGAGUCCACUGAUGACACCCAGUCAGCACGGCUCCAGGGCCUGAUUCUGCGCUCCCAGCUGAUUGUUCUCUUGAAGCACAAGGUGUUUGUUGAGCGGUCCAACAGGGGCCUGGUACAGCGGAGGCUGAGGCUGAAGGACUUCCGGGACGCCUACCCACGCUUCCCCCCCAUCCAGUCCAUUCAUGUGUCCCAGGAUGAGCGAGAGUGCACCAUGGACCUGUCCGAAUUCAUGAACCCUUCCCCCUACACAGUGCCCCAGGAGGCCUCCCUCCCCCGGGUGUUCAAGCUCUUCCGGGCCCUGGGCCUCAGGCACCUGGUGGUGGUGGACAACCAUAAUCAGGUAGUCGGACUAGUAACGAGGAAAGAUCUGGCCAGGUACCGGCUUGGAAAGGGGGGCCUGGAGGAGCUCUCACUGGCCCAGACAUGAGAUCCUGGCCCCGGCACUUCACCUGGGGUCCCCACCUCACUCCUCGGACAGCAGCCGAUCCUUGUCCUCCAGACCUCAGGGAUGACCCAGCUAGUGUGAGUGUGACUGUCGAGUGGGUGCCUUGUCAGUGUUCUACACACUCCCCUUUGCCUCAGCCCCUUGGUUGUCACUCUCCAUCUUCCUGUCUCUCAGCCUUCAGGGAUCGGAUGUUCACACAAGUGCUCGCUUCCUGAGAGCCAGUGAGAGGUUGCGUGUGUGUGUGUGUGUGCAUGCAUGUAUGUGUGUUCACAUGUGUGAGCCAGUGAGUGAGCUGGGACCCGUGGUUCCAAGUGCUGCGGGCACCCAGGGCAGGGCCCUAUCUCUGCUUCUUUGCUCCUUGUUCCUCUCCUUGCUGGCCCAGAAGGACAGUGCCACCUGUACCCUGCCCUGGGUGAUACGAGGCCACGGCAGAAGCCUUUGGCCUUGCCCCCUCAGCUCAUGCUGUGACCGUGAGGUGAUAGGCCUGUGCAGCUGGGACCAACCUGGGCAGGGGCCCAGCAGGACAGUCCUGGAGAGCGGAUGCUGGAGCACGCUCUGUAAGGAAGCUGGCUCUUCUCCCAGCUCACCAUGUGUGCCCCCUGGGCUGUACCCCCACUUGGGGACUCCAUGGGCCCUGUGAUGGAGUCUUGGCCAAAGGAGAGCAGAGAACCACCGAUGGGGCUGAACCCAAGUCCUACCACACUUCUGUCAUCCCACGCUCUCUGGAGCUGGAGGCCGGAUGGACACCUGUUGCCACCAUGUGGAUCUGGGAAAUUGGGUCUUCUCAUCAUGGCGGGGAGGGCAACAAAGGCCUCUGAGGACCCCUGGCCCACGACGGUGUUCCUGGGCAGCUCUGAUUGUCAUCCUGGUGGCUGGGCUCUGGGGUGAGCUGGUGAGCCUGGAGCAGAGACCCUGUGCUCCUCUGAGGCCGGGUGGGACCAGUCCCAUAGGACCUUUUUAAAAGGUGGUUCCCAAGUCCCCGGCCCAUCUCUGAUGGAGGGAUUCAGAUGCCUUUGUGGUGAGCCAGUGGUGCUGCACCUUGGUUUCAGGCCCUUAGAAGGGGGUGGGGCCUCAGAUUGCAGGUCCUGUCCUGGUGGGCAGUUUCUGUGGCAGGUGGGGUUGGGGAGGAGCAGGUGUCCGAUGUGUGGGAUCGGAAUGGGAGAAAUAAACUGUGUCAGACAGCCAGUGCCCGCUUCCUGUUCCUGCUCAGCGUGGACCGUGGGGUGCGCAUGUCGGGUGAGGCCCACUUCAGUGCAUGGUGCAGGUGGGCAGCACCCUAGUGUGGACACCCCUAACAGGGAGACACCCAGAAACCUGGAGGUGGCGUGCAGCUGCAGCCCUUCCAUACCUCAGGAGGGAGCUCCCCAGGCACCAACCACCGCAUCCUCACUCACAUGCCUGGGCAGCCGUUGCUCCUGGGGCGGCCGGAGAGUCAGGUGGGGGGCCUCUCCCCAGAGGCCCUUCUGUCUGGGCCGCCUUUCUCCUCGCUGCUCUGCGUGGCCAUGAGGCGUGUGGUGCAGCUCUCCCUGGAGGAGAGGGUGACAGGAGUGUUCACCUGGUCACACAGAAGCCCCAGCCAGCCCUCAGUGGGUGGGUCUGGGCAGCAUGGGUAGGGCCAGGGGCUGGAGCAUCCGUCCCUGAAGUGAGACGUAAAAUACCCUUCACUAGCCUUUGAAGACUCGGUGUGGAGAAAACAAGUACAGCAUUUCGAUCACUUUUUUGUAUUAAAUACAUGUUGAAAUGAUGAUAUUUUAGAUGACCUGGGUUAAAUAAAAUGGACUAUUGAAAUUUA
Molecule: messenger RNA, 4283 nt
Organism: Artibeus jamaicensis (Jamaican fruit-eating bat)
Lineage: Eukaryota; Metazoa; Chordata; Mammalia; Chiroptera; Phyllostomidae
Gene: CLCN7
Product: chloride voltage-gated channel 7
Exons: 25
Coding region: 44-2473 (809 amino acids)
Biological process (GO): chloride transport; transmembrane transport
Cellular component (GO): intracellular membrane-bounded organelle; lysosomal membrane
Molecular function (GO): voltage-gated chloride channel activity
Source: RefSeq, a predicted model, not a curated record